AUGGGAAGAAGGGGAAUGCGACUUGCAGCGGCCGUCGUGGCUCUCGCCGCCGCCGUCAACCUUGCCAACGCCGCGGACCCUGCGCCGGAAAUCAAGGACAAUCCGCUCCAUGUAGUCUACACAGCUACGCUUCCUGAGGACGCCUUCUUCCACGCGCCACAGCUUGAUGGCAAUAUGAGAGGUUUUAUCAGUGCUGCCGCCCCCCCAGACGGUGUGGGAGUUCGAUUCACCGUGCGAUUCCAGAACCUGCCAAAGACAGGAGGCCCUUUCCCCUACCACAUCCAUGUCAACAAAGCAAGCGGCGGCAACUGUACUGCGACCGGCGGCCACUUGGACACCAUGAAGCGCGGUGACAAGCCGCCUUGCGACGUCAACAAUCUUGCAUCGUGCCAGGUCGGAGACAUGUCUGGGAAAUAUGGCACGAUAAGCAGCGACCCGUUCGUCGUUGAGUACGUCGAUAAAUUCCUCUCUCUCAAAGAAAGCGACGCUGCCUUCUUUGGCAACCGAUCCUUUGUCGUCCACCUGGCCAACUCAACUCGUCUCACCUGUGCCGACUUUGUCAAGAACGGGCCUGACAUUCCGAGCGUCUCGCUACCCGGGUUCCGGGCCGACGACGGCGACAUCGUCCAGCACGCCGUCUGCGUCUGCGUCUGCGUCUGCGUCUGCGUCUGCGACCGCGACGACGACAAGCAGCCCCCCGACAUCGUCGACAAAGUCUCCUCCAGCAGGCACGGGGGUUUCUUCUAG
Metarhizium album ARSEF 1941 is the source of this 747-nucleotide messenger RNA. RefSeq names its product Superoxide dismutase, copper/zinc binding domain protein. The transcript has 3 exons. The record is from RefSeq and is a predicted model, not a curated record. Bases 1 to 747 code for a protein of 248 amino acids. Gene Ontology annotation, molecular function: metal ion binding. Lineage: Eukaryota; Fungi; Ascomycota; Sordariomycetes; Hypocreales; Clavicipitaceae. Gene Ontology annotation, biological process: superoxide metabolic process.